Molecule: messenger RNA, 861 nt
Organism: Monoraphidium neglectum
Lineage: Eukaryota; Viridiplantae; Chlorophyta; Chlorophyceae; Sphaeropleales; Selenastraceae
Product: Prohibitin-1
Exons: 6
Coding region: 1-861 (286 amino acids)
Biological process (GO): mitochondrion organization
Cellular component (GO): membrane; mitochondrion
Source: RefSeq, a predicted model, not a curated record
AUGGCGGCUAGCGAGGGUGCCGCGGCUGUUAUCGGCGUCCUGAACAAAGUGAUCAGGUACGCGGUGGCCGCAGGAGUGGGCGUCAGCGCGCUGCAGACGUCGCUUUUCACAGUCGACGGUGGGGAGCGUGCGGUCAUAUUCGAUCGCUUCCGCGGCGUGCUGGAGGACGUGGUCGGCGAGGGCACGCACUUGCGCGUGCCGUGGGUGCAGACCCCACACAUCAUGGACAUCCGCACGCGGCCGCGCACGAUCAGCUCGGUGACGGGCACCAAGGACCUGCAGAUGGUCAACAUGAGCCUGCGGCUGCUGUCCAAGCCGGCGGAGAACAAGCUGCCCACCAUCUUUAAGGGCCUGGGCAUGGACUGGGACGAGCGUGUGCUGCCCUCCAUCGGCAACGAGGUGGUGAAGAGCGUCGUGGCGCAGUACAACGCCGAGCAGCUGCUCACACAGCGUGAAAAGGUGUCGCGCGCCGUGCGUGACGCGCUGACCCUGCGGGCGGCCGACUUUGGCAUCACCCUGGAGGACGUGGCCAUCACCCACCUGUCGUUCGGGACCGAGUUCACCAAGGCUGUGGAGAUGAAGCAGGUGGCGGAGCAGGAUGCGGAGCGCGCGCGCUUCGUGGUGCUCAAGGCGGAGCAGGAGCGCAAUGCCGCCAUCAUCAGGGCAGAGGGAGAGAGCGAGUCUGCCAAGCUCAUCAGCGAGGCCACAAAGGCGCGCAGGGGUCGUGUGGCCGGCCCGGGCCUGAUUGAGCUGCGCCGCAUCGAGGCGGCCAAGGACAUCGCCGACACCAUGAGCCGCAGCCAGAACGUGGUGUACCUGCCCAGCGGCGGCAACAUGCUGCUCGGCAUCAACCCCCGGUAG